AAUUGGUGAAGGGUUUCUAAAUUGCAGUUAUAGGUUGCCAUAUGAGCAACCACAACAUCAUAAAAAAAACUGCAUUUUAAAAUCUUAAACAUUUUGUUUAAUCAAGGUUUCAAGCUGGGAAUUAAUAAAUAUCACCACCAAUAUGGCUACGACAACAAACUUUUUUAUCUUAGGCAUUCUUUUCAUUAGCGUGAUAGGUGCAUCGGGUCGUAGCCUCCUUGAUAAUGGUAGUGCAGGAGGAAUUUAUGAUGUCACAAAAUUCGGUGCUGUUGCUGAUGGAAAAACCGACAAUGUUGAAAAAAUUAGGGCUGCAUGGCAGGCAGCAUGCAAAACCAGUACCGUACCAGCAACAGUUUUGAUUCCAGCGGGAACGUUCGUCACUGGGCAAACUCUUUUUGCAGGGCCAUGCACAAGUCCAAAGCCCAUAACUGUUGAAAUUGUAGGAAAAGCUCAAGCCACAACAGAUUUAUCUGAGUAUUAUAGUCCAGAAUGGUUCCAAUUUGAAAACAUUGAUGGCUUGGUGUUGAAAGGCAGUGGAGUUUUUGAUGGCCAAGGAAGCAUUAGUUGGCCGUUGAAUGAUUGCAAGCAGAACAAGGGAAAUUGUGCUUCCCUCCCUUCUUCUUUGAAAUUCGAUAAGAUUAAAAAUGCAAUCGUGCAAGACGUGACAUCAUUGAACAGCAUGCAGUUCCACUUCCAUCUACAUGGUUGCAGCAACAUUUCAUUUACUAACCUCCACAUAACAGCUCCAGGAAACAGUCCAAACACCGAUGGCAUGCACAUUAGCUCCAGCGACUUCAUUACUGUCACUAACAGCGUCAUCGCAACAGGUGAUGAUUGUAUUUCUGUUGGACAUAGCACAUCCAACAUCACUAUUAGUGGCAUUACAUGUGGUCCUGGUCACGGUAUUAGUGUUGGAAGUCUUGGUAAGAGGCCAGAGGAAAAAACUGUGAAUGGUGUUUCAGUCAAAAAUUGCACGUUCAUAGGCUCAACCAAUGGUGCUAGAAUUAAAACCUGGAUUGGAACAGCACCGGCUGAGGCAAAAAACAUUGUUUAUGAAGACUUGAUCAUGAAGGAUGUCCAGAAUCCCAUUGUUAUUGACCAGAGUUAUGGCAAAAAAGAGAGAGUGCCUUCAACUUCGGUGUGGAAGAUCAGUGAUGCUCAUUUCCGUAGGAUAAAAGGAACAACAGUCUCAAACAUUCCGGUGUCAUUGCAAUGCAGCUCAAAGAAUCCAUGUGAAAAUAUUGAGGUAGCAGAUGUUGAAUUGACUUAUGUAGGUCCUCAAAAAAGUAUACCUUUUGCAAACUCUUGUAUCAAUGCAAAAGCUAUUUUUGGAGGGAAACUCAACCCAGCAGCUUGUGUAUCAUAAAAAACAUUUUGACAUUUUAAUUGUAACUACUUAUUGACAUAUAAUUAAUUGAUUGGUGGUUAUUAUUAAUUACCACUUGAUUCCCAGCU
Medicago truncatula (barrel medic) is the source of this 1455-nucleotide messenger RNA. RefSeq names its product exopolygalacturonase clone GBGE184. Lineage: Eukaryota; Viridiplantae; Streptophyta; Magnoliopsida; Fabales; Fabaceae. The transcript is spliced from 4 exons. Gene Ontology annotation, molecular function: polygalacturonase activity. The record is from RefSeq and is a predicted model, not a curated record. The coding region runs from base 143 to 1366 and encodes 407 amino acids. Gene Ontology annotation, biological process: carbohydrate metabolic process.